Messenger RNA from Ixodes scapularis (black-legged tick), 708 nucleotides. RefSeq lists its product as uncharacterized. Gene Ontology annotation, biological process: positive regulation of DNA-templated transcription. Bases 1 to 708 code for a protein of 235 amino acids. The transcript has 5 exons. Gene Ontology annotation, cellular component: nucleus. Gene Ontology annotation, molecular function: DNA-binding transcription factor activity. The record is from RefSeq and is a predicted model, not a curated record. NCBI's taxonomy places the organism in Eukaryota, Metazoa, Arthropoda, Arachnida, Ixodida, Ixodidae.
AUGGCAGAAAAGGAAUCGCCCUAUGACGAGUUCUCAGGGCUUACGUUCAUCGAAGAGCUACUCCGUGACGGUGACGAAGACCUGGGACACAGCUGGCCAUCGAGUAGAGGGUCUCCUUUCACAAGUACGGACAUUGGUCAUGACAACGGGUCUCCAGAAGGUGCCGGCAACGCGAAGAACGGUGUUUCCGUCGGCUCAACGAUGUGCCGGGUGUGGUCACAGGGGUGUUCUUGCGGGGACCCCAGGGAUUGCAGCUUGACAGACAUCCUGCAAGAGGACGGCAGUCAGAUCAGCGUGGCUACCGGAGGAAAGUUUCCGUGCCUCCACAUCGCCAUUAGUGGGCUGCUGCAGGACUGGAGGUACCUGCUAGCAUUGGACUUCUGCGAGAUGUUCACUGACAAGAACCAGAGGUUUCUAACAUAUACUGAGCCGUAUUACAUGCCACGUCCGAACCACCUGGAGGGCCGGGACUGGAUGAAGAGAGUCCAUUAUUUUAAUCUCACGUCAAUAGUCAACGGUGGACUUCAAAAGAGCGGGAUGACUCUGACAUCCAACUGCGAGUACCUGCCUACGCUGAGGAUCAUGGCAUCUGGACAUGGCGCAGCACUCUCUAGUUCUCCCGUCGUUCGCUUCGCUCUGAAGAAAAGCGAGCUCCUGGCGGUUUCUCUCAAGAGCGCAUAUCUUGUGCAUUUCUGGGUGAAACCAUGA